Molecule: messenger RNA, 1080 nt
Organism: Bipolaris sorokiniana ND90Pr
Lineage: Eukaryota; Fungi; Ascomycota; Dothideomycetes; Pleosporales; Pleosporaceae
Exons: 2
Coding region: 89-682 (197 amino acids)
Source: RefSeq, a predicted model, not a curated record
AGAAGAACAACAACAACAACAACAACUCGAAUCUCCUUACUCACCACAAGCUGUAAAUGCAUAUCUAGCCAGCAUACCUGCAUCUGAAAUGGCAGCCCUCUGGAACCUGCGAAUAGCUUUGCUCACGGGGCUGGCCGUCACUCUCUUGGGCGCAUUCUACAUCUACCAAUCGCCAUCGCCCCUGGAUUUUACCCUACCGCAUCGCACAUCAGGCAAUAACCUACCUGGACUCGAAGUAUCGCUCAGCCAGAAAUCUCGGGACCCGCCUACUCUCCUUGUGACUGUGGAAAAUAACCACUCGGACACAACGUACACGGUACUCAAAUGGAACACGCCACUGGAUCCGUACGCACUCGACACAGGCGUCUUCAACAUCGUGGACGAAACCAACCACCGCGAGAUAGAACAGGCUAUAAUACAUAUUACCCGCAAGAUGCCGCCGCCUCCAAACCAGUUGUUGACGUUGGCGCCCGGUAUGCGAGAAGAGGUUGAGAUAGUGUUUGAUAGGCCGUGGAUGCCACAGCGCAGGCCAGCGACAUACAGGAUCAGUGCUAAUGGAGCGUUCAAGGGAGCAUGGGCGAAACAUCGAGAAGAACUGACGAAAGACGAGUUGUACGCUUUUGCGGCGAGUCCGUUUAGUGGACGGAGGUUCGCAGCGAAUGAAGUUAUUAUGGAAAUUUAAUGGUAAUACAGAUGUGAUGAGAUACGAGGGAGUGAAUGUGCAUACGGUAUACAAAUAAAUACUGAAGUAUCAGCAGUGUAGCCUUGUUCAAUCUUCACUCUUCAUCCCUCUGCCGUAUGCCUCUCCUCAACCUUCCAUAUCUCCACCCCACGCUCUUCCUCUUCUCUCCAGAUCUCCAUGUGUCCUGAUAUCCAACCAACAUACCCCUAUCACAAAAUCUUAUACGAUGUGAACGCCUGCCGUAUGUACUUUCUCGGCUUCUCCAACUGCUCCCACAGUGAAGUACGCGAAGCCUUCGUCACCACGCUUUUAAUCGAGUCUCUUGAGAUUGUGCGUUUCAUUUUUUCAAACUUCCCCAGAUACGUUUUUGUCCAAAAAACCCAAAAUGGCAGUGGAAG